AUGCCCUUUCACCAUGAUUUUCUUUUUCAUUUUCAUCAUAUCUAUUCGUAUUUAUCUAUCUAUCCAUCUAUCUAUCUAUCUAUCUAUCUAUCUAUCUAUCUAUCUAUCUAUCUUAGUCUCUUAAAAUCUAUAAAUCUAUUUCACUAUUCGUUUCUAUCUCUAUUCGUAUCUAUCUACCUCACUCUAUUCGAUCUAUCUAUCUAUCUAUCUCACUACUCGUAUCUAUCAGCUAUCUAUCUUCUAUCUUUGUCUCUUCAUAUCUAUCUCACUAUUCCUUUCUAUCUAUCUAUUCGUAUCUAUCUACCUCACCCUAUUUGUAUCUAUCUUAGUCUCUUCACAUCUAUCUCACAAUUCGUAUCUAUCUAUCUAUCUAUCUAUCUAUCUAUCAAUCUAUCUAUCUAUCUAUCUAUCUAUCUAUCUAUCUAUCUAUCUAUUCAGAAGCAGAAGAUAAAAUGCUCGUUUCUUUUUGGGUGGGGCACCCACUCUUUCUCUAUUUCUCUCUCCCCUCUCUUUAUUUCUCCCAUCUAUCUUUCUCCCUCUCUCUUUCUCCCUAUCACUCUCUUUCUCCCUCUUCCCCUCUCUCUUUCUCCCCUUCUAUCUUUCUCUCUCACUCUCUCUUUCUCUACUUUCUAG
Molecule: messenger RNA, 633 nt
Organism: Acanthosepion pharaonis
Lineage: Eukaryota; Metazoa; Mollusca; Cephalopoda; Sepiida; Sepiidae
Source: the annotation of a GenBank genome assembly